UCUUCUCGAAGGCGCUCUUGGCAUUGUAUCAGCGGCUCAGAUUGGAACCAGCAUCAAUGUCCUCCCUUAGAACUGACAGACAGGCCAUUGCCGCGAAUACACCGCAGCUCCUCAAUGCGUCUGAACUACGAACGAACAUCACUCGGCCGGGAUGCAAGUUCCCACGACCGGAGGCGCCCGUCGCUGGAUUUCCCGCACUAUUCCUAUAGCCUGAACAUGGAUUUCCCGCGGCCGCUCGGCCUCGCUCGCUCUCAGACGAGCUGAGGACUUGACGAGGACCAGAACAGUUGUGGAGGAAAAGUAAUUUCCGAGGGGUAAAGGCAAGGCUAGAGAGGACGGCAGACCUUUGGCCUGUUACGACGACAUGCAGAUAAGUGGUCCACUUGAUCUUGCCACCGAUAAGGCAAAGAGACACUAUUUCUAUAGCCUGGAUAAUGUUUAAUGCAAACUUUUCCUCUGAAUAUAAUGCUUAAAAACAUUAUCCGGACUCAGGCACAUCCUCGACGGUGAGUCCACCUCCAAACAAAGCCAAUGGAAGCCAGCGCCUGCCAAUGAUCCUUCUCACCUGCCGAAGCUUUAGUCAUUCCUCUGGCAGUCGCUCGCAACCGCCUCGGCCUUCAGCACACCAACGCCGCCGCGGCCGCAGGACGCCACAGUAGCGCCUGCCGCCGCUAUGACAGGAUCUUCGCCGCUCCUCCUCGGCCUGCUCUGCCUUGCCGUGGCCCAGCGCGCCGCCGCGGCCCGGUUGGAUGGUACCUCGACGUCGUCAGGCCCGGGCACAGCGGCGGAGCUGAUGGAGGAGAUUCGCGCCCGCAUGAGCACCCAGUGGGACACCCUGCAGCACAUCCGCUACCAGGCGCUGACGAGCAAGAUGACGGUGGGCCGUCUGAGCGAGCGCGUCAAGCAGCUGGUCGCCGCCAUUGCCUCCCGAGAAGUGCCACCAUCGGGGCGGUCCUCGACGCCUGACGAGCCGUGCGACGAAGACAAGGGCGAGGAGGACGGCAUACCGGCCUUGGCGGAUGCUCUGGAGGAGCUCCUUCAGGCGUACACCAACUACGUAAACACGAGUACGGAAGGGGGGGACCCACGGAGCGUCCAAGAGGAUUUGGCGAAGAUUAAGGACGUGCUGGGGCAGCUGAGAGCUCUGGUCGGCCAGGCGUCGACCAGGACAUCUCGUAGCGUAGAAACAACCCCUGCGGAAGCCGAGCCAGUGGCGCGGCGCCGGGAGGUGCGGGCGGGCGACACGGCCGUGCUCCCGUGCCCCGUCGGCGCCGCCGGCCAGCCGGUCACGUGGGUCCACUCGCUGGCCAACCGCCUCGUGGCCCUGAACGGCGUGGUGGUCGUGGCCGACGCGCGCCUCGGGCUGGCCGAAGUGAACGGUUCGCCUGCCCUCGAGAUUUCAGACGUUCAGAAGAAGGACGAAGGCCUCUAUAAGUGCUUCUCGAGUGGGACGGUUUCCUAUGAACUCUUUGUUGUUGAACCCGUGCUGGAGGUGGGCGUCCCGGCCACGGCCGCCCGCUUCACGAACCAGACCCUCACCUGCGCCUACCGCGGGGGCGAGGGCGUCGCGCGGCUGGAGUGGCUCCUCGACGGCGCGCCCUUCUUCCAUUACAACCCUUUCCGAAAUGCACAAGUGAGCACCGUGUUCAACACUAACGUCGAAGUAAUCCGUGAGGCGUCGACACCACAGCGGCUGGUCCUCCGGGAGGUGGACGUCACGGCGGCGGGAGUCUACACGUGCCAGGUGCUGCUGGCGGCGUCCGGGCGGCUGCUGAGUGACUCGGCGGAAAUGGUGGUCGAGGGCGUGCAGGAGCCGGAGCGCGCCCGGCCGCCCCCCCUACGCAUCGAGAGCUACGGCGUCGUGGCGGCGACGGCCGGCGAGGAGGCCGCUCUCGGCUGCCGGGUCUUCCCCUCCGAGUCCGCCACGGUCUCCUGGAAGCGAUUGCGGGACCAGAAGCUCCUGUCGACCAACAACUACUCGUAUACAGGCGACGUCGAGCACAGAGUCCGGCACGAGGAAGGGUCGAGCGAGUGGCACCUGUGGCUCGCCCAGGUGGCCCCCGAGGACGACCGCUUCGAGUGCCGCGCCGUCGGCGUCUCCGGGGGAGAGGUCGCGGCCGUCGUGCGCCUCACGUUCGAAGCAGAGGAGGAAAAAGUGGGUGUGUCUGCUGUGCGCGUGCCCUCUCGCGCCACCCGCUUCACAGACCAGACGCUCACCUGCAGCUACAACCUUGGCGACAUGGGCCUCUAUGCUGUCAAGUGGUACCUCAACGACAGCGAAUUCUUUCGAUACUCAUCAGAGCGAGAUAUUGUUGUUUUCGGACAAGAUGUCCAGGUCAACAUCGAGGAAUCCGGUGCGAACAAGGUAGUUCUCCGUGAGGUGGAUUUCAGUGCCUCAGGAACUUACAGAUGUGAAGUGAUAUCAGACGCACCUUAUUUCAAGAUUUUCGUAGGAAGCUCCACAAUGACAGUUAUUGAGGAGGAAAAAGUGGGUGUGUCUGCUGUGCGCGUGCCCUCUCGCGCCACCCGCUUCACAGACCAGACGCUCACCUGCAGCUACAACCUUGGCGACAUGGGCCUCUAUGCUGUCAAGUGGUACCUCAACGACAGCGAAUUCUUCCGAUACUCAUCAGAGCGAGAUAUUGUUGUUUUCGGACAAGAUGUCCAGGUCAACAUCGAGGAAUCCGGUGCGAACAAGGUAGUUCUCCGUGAGGUGGAUUUCAGUGCCUCAGGAACUUACAGAUGUGAAGUGAUAUCAGACGCACCUUAUUUCAAGAUUUUCGUAGGAAGCUCCACAAUGACAGUUAUUG
Penaeus vannamei (Pacific white shrimp) is the source of this 2810-nucleotide messenger RNA. NCBI's taxonomy places the organism in Eukaryota, Metazoa, Arthropoda, Malacostraca, Decapoda, Penaeidae. The record is from RefSeq and is a predicted model, not a curated record.